Molecule: messenger RNA, 1756 nt
Organism: Oppia nitens
Lineage: Eukaryota; Metazoa; Arthropoda; Arachnida; Sarcoptiformes; Oppiidae
Product: cytoplasmic polyadenylation element-binding protein 1-like
Exons: 2
Coding region: 230-1621 (463 amino acids)
Biological process (GO): negative regulation of cytoplasmic translation
Cellular component (GO): nucleus; cytoplasm; synapse
Molecular function (GO): translation factor activity, RNA binding; ribosome binding; mRNA regulatory element binding translation repressor activity
Source: RefSeq, a predicted model, not a curated record
UCAUUUAAGUUUGACAUCUCAAACAAAUUACAGUCAGUCUAAUGAUUUGAAACAUAUUGUUAAUAUUGUUCACAAUUUAUAUUUAUAAGGUUUUUAUUAAAGUUUUAUAGUAUAUAGAGACUGACAUAAGAUUUUAUUAUUUUGACAUUUUAUUUUGUAUUAAAUAAAUAAAUUAAUAAAUUAAUAGUAUUCGUCUCAAUUGAUUUAAUUGAUUAAUUUAAUAAUAAAAAUGAGUGAAUUUAUUAGUCAAGAUAGAGGCCAUGAAUUCUUGAGUCAAAAUAUAAAUUCAAUGAUUGCAAUGCGAAAGAGGUCUCAUACCUUUCCGUCCGCCGCUUCGGCUAUCGAUUUGAGUGAUUGUGACGACUGUCUGAGCGAUAUUAAUAGCUCUUGUGGUGAAACUAAUUGUCAUCUGAAUGCCAGUAAUGAUAGCGCAUUCUCAUCGCCACAACUGUUAAAAGUUAAAUAUAAGACAUUAGAGGAAGAGAGCAGUAGAUCUGCUAAAGAAUCAAAUGGAGAUAAAUGGACGAAACAAUUAAUUGGAUCACCGAAGACAUCCAUUACACACAACACAAUGAAUCAAUCGAUUUCUCCGAUACCUUCUCACCAAUUGAUAACCAAUAUUCCUUCUCCAAUAAUGUCUCCGUUCUUAAGCCCUUUUCUACCAUUGCGUUCAUAUGUUGGAGGUCUUAUUAGUCCGUUUUCAAGUCCGAUGUAUCAUAAUUAUCCGAGUCCUGCAUUUAACACAAUAUCAAAUCAGGACCGAGUCAUAGAGUCGGCAAAAUCACACCGAAAUGCCGCAACUCAUGCAGAUCCACGACACACAUGGUCUGGUAUAUUGCCGACAACUAACAGUCAAAAAAUUCCCGUCUAUUCGUGUAAAGUAUUUUUAGGUGGAGUUCCCUGGGAAAUGACUGAUCACGACAUCAAACUGAUGUUUUCUCGUUUCGGAAACGUGCAAAUCCUACGGCCCGGUCAACACGUGAAACUGUCCCGUUCGAGUCAGAACAAAGAUAAAGCGGGAUAUCUGUAUCUCAUCUUUGAAUCAGACAAACAGGUUAAGGCUUUAUUGAAUGCCUGUAUCCAUGAUUUUAGUAAUGGCGGGAAAUACUAUUUCGCGCUCAACAAUACCCGUUAUCGACCAAAAGAUAUUCAAAUAAUUCCCUGGAAUGUGAACGACACAACUUAUGUGAAGAACCCAUCGGCAAGAGUUGACGCAAAUAAGACAGUAUUUGUCGGCGCUCUUCACGGAAUGUUAACCGCUGAAGGUUUGGCCACUAUUUUAGAAGACUUAUUUGGAGGAGUAGUCUAUGUGGGCAUUGAUACCGAUAAAUAUAAGUAUCCAAUAGGAUCGGGAAGAGUAACUUUCCAAACAACCAAAUCCUAUACGAAAGCAGUUCAGGCGGCUUUCAUUGAUGUCAAAUCCGCCCGAUUCCAGAAAAAGGUUCAAAUUGAUCCGUUUCUUGAAGACAGCAAUUGUAGUAAUUGUCGCACAGAAAAAGGUCCCAUUUUUUGUCGCGAUGUUUGUAUGACUUACUUUUGUCGCAACUGUUGGGACGGUAUUCACGCAACGGAAGGCAUGAGAGGCCAUCAGCCUAUUAUGCGAACCAAAAACAAAGUCUAAUUGUUUAUUAUUGUCUAUUAUUGUCUUGGAUUUAUUACUUAUAUAUCUUUAUUUUUAUAUUAAUAUAACUUAAUACGAUUUUAUUAAUAAUAAGUAUAUUUAAAAAUUAAAAAACUAAUUAAAAUAAAUUAUAGU